Synchiropus splendidus (mandarinfish) is the source of this 2499-nucleotide messenger RNA. Its product is annotated as B-cell receptor CD22. NCBI's taxonomy places the organism in Eukaryota, Metazoa, Chordata, Actinopteri, Syngnathiformes, Callionymidae. The record is from RefSeq and is a predicted model, not a curated record. The transcript has 9 exons. The coding region runs from base 481 to 1629 and encodes 382 amino acids.
UCUUGUCCCUGCAUGUAUUGUCCUACAUAAGCCAGGCCCGGGAAAAACAGCAAAGAAACUUCCUAUAAAUAGAUGAGGCCCCACCCAAUCUUACACGCACAUGAUAAACCACAUCAUAUGUGCCACUCCUGCCAGACUGCCAGCACGUCUGUAAUUACACACACACACACACACACACACACCAAAGACCACCACACACUGAUUCAUCUCAUUUGGGCGGACUCACGUUUUCAGCCUGAAGGAACUUUACACAAACGUCUCAGUACUUGACCGAGACACAGAAGCACAAGACCUUUAAGAUCCACAUUCCUGGUCGUGAAUGUGAGGAGUACACUGCAUCGAAUUUGGAGCUGAAGAGAAACUCUUUUCUAAUUGAGACUUAAACAGGAAGUUGGACCCAGCUGAAACAAAAGAAGCCCAAAAGUGAGUGUGACGGGUGAAAAGGAGACGGCGCCGAAACAACAGAACACAUUUGGAGGGAUGGAGCAAAGCCUCUGGCUGCUGCUCACUCUCUCUCUGAGAGGUACUCUUGCGGGUGAUUGGUUGGUUCAUCUCCCCUCCAAACCCGUAUGUGCCAUCACUGGUUCUUCUGUGGUUCUGCCUUGUUCCUAUGACUACCCCCGCAGCUCCAAUGAGCCCGGCCAGGAUGAAGAAAUUACGCAGACUGCCGUUUCGUCAGUGAUGUGGUGUCUGGAGCACAGCCGCUGCAUUACAGAGAGCUAUGUGUUUCACAGCGAUGGAAUAUUUCCACAUCCAUCCUACCACAACAGGGUGCAGUACCUGGGAGAUCCUGGAUCGGAGAACUGCUCGCUCAGGAUUUCAGACCUGAGGCAGUCGGACACUGGAACAUAUGUGUUUUACAUCAUCACAAAUCACACGACUCAGAAGAUGCCAGAGCAGAGAGGAGUCCAGCUCCUUGUGGCAGACUCCCCGAUUGGAGUUGCAGCUGCCGCAAGUCCCUCGAGUGACAUCACUGAAGGUCACACGUUGCGACUGUCCUGCUGUAGUCCAACCGCUUCACCUGAGACCCUCUUCAAAUGGUACAAGGACACUGCUACUUCCAGUGGUCAGACGUGGGACAUCAGUCAAGUUUCCGAGGCAGAUUCAGGCCGUUACUAUUGUCAAAUGCAGACUGGAGAAAGCUUGAGGAACUCGGCUCCACUGGAUAUCAAUGUUCAAUAUCCUCCUCGGAAGACCAUCAUCACCAUCACCUCCUCUGAACGGCCAGCUGAGGGACAUCCUGUCACGCUGACCUGCAGCAGUGAUGCUAACCCGCCUGUCCGCUGGUUCACUUGGUACCAGGAUGCAGCCUGUCUCCCCCCUGCCACCUCUUCUAAUUAUGCAGCCACCACUUCUGCUGCGACAGUGCAGAAGUCCCUCAGUAGCACGAACAUCACCACAGACAGAAAGGGUCACCACUGCUGUGUGGCCCGUAACAAACAUGGAUCACAGUUGUACAUCAUCACCCUGGAGGGUUCUGACGAGUCGACCGACGGCUGGAUGAUUCUCACCGGGGUGAUCAUUGCCAUCCUUCUCACCAUCGUAGCUGUGUUUGUCUUUUACAUGUUGAGGAGGAAAAAGUCAUCCAGCCACCAAUCGUACGUCCUCACUGAGACAACUGUGUCUUGAAGUGGAGAAAGUGAAUUCUUUGUUUCCCCCCAAACGCCCUGUAAUAUAGAAAAUUGAUUAUUUAUUGCCACUGUGUGUGUUCCCCUGGGACUCAAGUGCCACAAUGACAUAUUUAAAAAAUAUUAGUUAACUGUGACAUGAAGAGAUCCACUUGUGCAGCUGGUCAUUUUUGGAUGAACUGAUAAGGUACUAAAACUGUACGGCCCCACCCAGCACAGGAAUAUUCUUGGUUCAUUUUUGGGUUCUGUCAGUCACGUUAUUGUUGGAACGCAAUGACCCCUAUGUCAGCUUCAUCUUUCAUUUUCUCCAGUGCUGACUGAAGUGAAAAAAGUAACACAACUUCAGCUACUAUUGAACAGGAAUGGGUUCUGGAGAGCAGCUUUGUCAUUCGUUUUCAAUGUUGCUGUAAUGUAUGAAUAUUCUUGACGUCUGUUUGACUGAAACUCGCCUUUUAUUUUGUGUUCAUGAACAUGUACAGUAUGGUCUUAACAUCUGAAACUCAGACCAGUUUGGUGUAAAACCGUGUAUGAUAAAAAAAACAAACAUGUUUUUCACCUCAUUAUGUUUAUGAUGCAUGUUGUGGAAAGAACAGCGCUUUGACAUGUCCUGUUUGCAUUCAUUCCUUCCCUGCUUUCUAGAAUGAACUAUCUUCAAAAUAUCUCUAAUGUGGUCCUCGGAAUUGAUCAGAAAUUAAACCAAAACCUUUCAAUGUAAUGCAGGAAGAGUUUCUUUUUCAGCUAACUUUAAGGAUGUAAAUGGAAUCCUCAUGGUUGUAACUCUCUUUAAAAGUGUUGCUGCUCCCGGAGGAGGAUGAUAACGCUGAGAGAAACAAUUAGAGAGUCACGUCUGUGAGGCUUGAAAUAAGCCAGA